AUGCCGGUCGCACCGGAUAAUGUAGAACGUUCGUUUGAAGCAAAACCACAUAUUCUGAACAUGCUACCUACCUUUCACGGGAAAGGUACUGAAGAGCCAUAUGCACACAUAGCAGAUUUUGAGGCAGUUUGUGGUAUGAUUGCGGGACACGGUUUCACGCCAGAUCAGGUUAAGUUGGUAUUGUUUCAGUUUUCAUUAAAGGAUGCUGCGAGGGAUUGGUUUACAUCGUUGCCAUAUGCUAGCAUUUAUACAUGGCAAGAGCUGCAACAACAAUUUUUGGAUGAGUACUAUACCCCGCAAAGAACUAAAACGGGGAGAUUAGCAAUCAGAGAGUUCCAACAAUUACCGGGUGAGCUUCUUUACGAGGUUUGGAAACGGUUCAAUCAAUUGAUCCGUAAUUGUCCUCACCAUGGUAUUCAAAGAUGGGAGUUGAUUACUGCAUUCCAUGAUGGGAUUUCCAAUGAGGAUAGACGGGAUAUUAAGGCUAUCACUGGGGGUACAUUUUUGAAAAAUCAUGUGGAUGUAGAUUGGGAUUAUUUGGAUAUUGUUGCAGCAGAUUCGAAGAGGCAGGCACAGUCGGAUAGGAAUAAAAAGUAUCCAAUUGUGGCACCAUCAAGUACAGGAGCCUCUAAUGCAAGGGUUGCUCAGUUAGAGAGAGAAAAGGAGGCAUUGGAACGCCAGUUAGCGAAAUUUCGAGGUUUGGGCGAACGGGAUGCAGUGCAUGCGACGCAAACCUUUCCGGUUUGUGAUUCGUGUGGAGAUUUGGGACAUACGUUGGAUGCAUGUCCGGGUCAGUUUGUAGCGGCUGAGGAGGACGUGAACAUGGUUUAUGGAGAGCAAAGGAAUUAUGAUAUGAAUUCAAACACAUAUCAUCCAGGUACCGAAUCAAGGAAGCCAGCCGUACCAGAACCGUCAAUCGAAUUAUAA
This is a messenger RNA of Helianthus annuus (common sunflower), 927 nucleotides long. RefSeq lists its product as uncharacterized. NCBI's taxonomy places the organism in Eukaryota, Viridiplantae, Streptophyta, Magnoliopsida, Asterales, Asteraceae. The record is from RefSeq and is a predicted model, not a curated record. The transcript has 2 exons. The coding region runs from base 1 to 927 and encodes 308 amino acids.